UCGCAGCCUGUGAUUAGUCUAGGGUGUGAAAUGGUCUGCCAUGUGUAAUUCGUUCAUGUCCAAUUUUAGGACGGACUCGUCUAAUUCAAGAGCAAUAUGCUUGUUUUGAAAUAAAUACAUUCUAGUUAUGGCAGAAUACUUGGUUUCAAAUGAAGUGUGGGUUUGCAAUGUUUAAUACAAUUGGAAAUUCCUAUGGUGAUCAGCUAUUUGGAUGAAAUAAAAGGUCGUGAACUGGAUCUGAAACCUGGAAUUGAUAGUUUUUCUUUUCUGACAGAGGGAGCUACCAGCAGCCUCUCUAGGUCUCUCUCAUUCAUUCCCCUGCUUUUGUAGGCAAUAGGACAUGGAUCAGCAAGGACAUGGGCAUCCAGCAACAAUGGGAGUCCCAGGUAGUGCAGGUCAAGCAUCAUAUGGUGUGAACCCCUAUCAGCCUAGCCAAAUGAUGGGACUGUCUCCAACUGGAUCAGUUGGAAUGAUGCAUUCUCCCACUCAGCCAGGAGGUCCUUCCACCCCUUCUCAGCUUGCACAACACCAGGCUUAUCAGCACAUCCACCAGCAACAACAACAGCAACUACAGCAACAACUCCAAAACUUUUGGUCAGGUCAGUAUCAAGAAAUUGAGCAGGCUAAUGAUUUCAAGAACCAUAGUUUACCGUUGGCCAGGAUUAAGAAGAUUAUGAAGGCUGAUGAGGAUGUAAGGAUGAUAUCGGCUGAAGCUCCAGUCAUAUUUGCCAGGGCCUGUGAGAUGUUUAUUCUGGAGUUGACACUACGGUCUUGGAACCACACAGAGGAGAACAAAAGGAGAACACUGCAAAAGAAUGACAUUGCAGCAGCAAUUACAAGGACUGAUAUAUUUGAUUUUCUAGUUGAUAUUGUCCCCAGAGAGGAUUUGAAAGAUGAGGUUCUUGCAUCGAUCCCAAGAGGCGGGAAUGUUCCAGUUGUCGGUCCGGCUGAUGGUCUUCCUUACUAUUACAUGCCAGCUCAGCCUCCAUCGCAGGUUGGCCCUCCCGGGAUGAUGGUGGGAAAGCCUGUGAUGGAUCAAAAUAUGUAUGGCCAACCAACGCACCCAUACAUGUCUCAGCCUGCUUGGCCUCAGCAACAGCAGCCGCCUAAAGAUUCUGAGUGAAAAGGUUACUGGAUGAUAAUUGUUCGUAAUCUGAAGGUUUACCAUUUAACUUAUCCGAUACACAUUUUGCUUUACCUCCAAUUAUUAGAGAUAAAAAGUGCUUAAUAUUGGUACAUGAAAAGGUUCUGCAAAUGGUUUGGUUCAUGGAAGAUAACUUUUUUAUUUGUAACUGAAGGAUUACAAUUAGAAGUUAAAAACACUUUGUAAUUAUUUGUUAUAACAGUUAGUAUGCGCUUGUUAUUGCUGCAUUUGAACUUUUGAAGUGUUCCCGUAGACGGUGUGGUUUCUGUUAUUUUGGAUCAAACUUUAUAUUUAAUCUCAUUUCAUGCAGCUUGAAAUUUGCUACAUCUUCUUCAUC
This is a messenger RNA of Fragaria vesca subsp. vesca, 1481 nucleotides long. RefSeq names its product nuclear transcription factor Y subunit C-9-like. The coding region runs from base 341 to 1123 and encodes 260 amino acids. The record is from RefSeq and is a predicted model, not a curated record. The transcript has 3 exons. Gene Ontology annotation, biological process: regulation of DNA-templated transcription. Gene Ontology annotation, molecular function: DNA-binding transcription activator activity, RNA polymerase II-specific; protein heterodimerization activity; DNA binding. Gene Ontology annotation, cellular component: nucleus. Lineage: Eukaryota; Viridiplantae; Streptophyta; Magnoliopsida; Rosales; Rosaceae.